GGAGGAGCGCCCGCCCCGCCCGCCGCUCGCUCGCGCGCCCAACGGACCAGGCUGAGGCCGUGAGUUAACUGUUGCAGCCGCGGGAGUUGGGAGGAGACUUCGCGUCUCCAUUGCCUGCGGGAAAGGAGUAGCCCUUCCGCCCCUCUCCACGGCCAGCAUGUCCCGGACCCCGCCGCCCCUCCGCCCGCGAGGCGUGGACCCCGGGCCGCGGCGGCGGCGGGCGCAGCCCUGACGCGCUCCUGAGCGCAGGGGGCGGGAGGGCAGCCCCGGGCGCGGGGACUAAAGGAGCGAGAGAGCGCCUGCGGCCCCUGUGAGUCCCAGCCGAGCGUGCGGAGCCCGCAGCCACUCCGGGUCCGACCAUGAGGAGGGACGAGCGAGACGCCAAAGCCAUGCGCUACCCGCCGCCUUCGCCUUCGCCGCCGGACGGGGCCGGCUCGCCCCCCGAGAGCCUGCGGAACGGCUACGUGAAGAGCAGCGUGAGCCCCCUGCGGCAGGACCCCCCGCGCGGCUUCUGGUUCCACCUCUGCCGCUUCUGCAACGUGGAGCUGCUGCUGCCGCCGCCGCCGCCGGCCUCCCCCGAGGAGCCGCGGCGCGGCGGCUCCCCCUUCUGCCGGGCGCGCCUCGCGCUGGGCGCCCUGGCCGCCUUUGUCCUCGCGCUGCUGCUCCGUGCGGCGCCCGAGAGCUGGGCUGCCGGCGGCGCCGCCCGCCUGCGGAGCCUGCUGAGCGUCGGGGCGCUCAGCCUCAGCCCCCUCUUCAGCAUCGCCUGUGCCUUCUUCUUCCUCACCUGCUUCCUGGCCCGCGCCCGGCGGGGCCCCGGCCCGGAGCGGGGCGCAGGCGGCGGCUCCUGCUGGCUGCUGGCGCUGCCCGCCUGCUGUUACCUGGGGGACCUGGUGUGGCCGUGGGGGUCCUGGCUGUGGGACGGAGACGCCGCGACCCCGUCCACGCCCCCCGCGGCGGCGGCGGCGGGCAGGUUGCUCUUGGUGCUGAGCUGCGUGGGCUCGCUGGCCCUCGCGCAGCGGCUCGGGCUCCGGCACAGCAUCCUGGUGCUGCUGCUCUCCAGCUUCGUCUGGUGGGUCUCCUUCUCCAGCCUCGGGCCGCUGCCCGCAGCCCUCCGGCCGCUGCUGUCCUGCCUGGCCGGCGGCGCGGGCUGCCUGCUGGCCCUGGGGUGGGAGCACUUCUUUCACCUCAGGGAAGCUCUCCACCCGCCCCGCUUAUCCGGGGCCGCGGAGGAGAAAGUGCCUGUGAUCAGACCCCGCCGGCGGUCCAGCUGCGUGUCGUUCGGGGAGACGGCGGCCGCGUACCCGGGCAGCGGCAAGAUGUUCCGGAGACCCUCGCUGCCUUGCAUCUCCAGGGAGCAGAUUGAGAGUCUGGAUUGGAAACAUAUUGCUCUAAGAUGUUCUUUGAUGUCUCAGAUGAUUCUUUGGGAUUGGGACUUGAAGCAGUGGUAUAAACCUCAUUAUCAGAAUUCUGGAGGUGGAAGUGGAGUUGAUCUUUCUGUGCUAAAUGAGGCUCGCAAUAUGGUGUCAGAUCUUCUGAUUGAUCCAACCCUCCCCCCUCAAGUCAUUUCUUCCCUACGGAGCAUCAGCAGCUUGAUGGGUGCUUUCUUGGGUUCCUGCAGACCAAAGAUUAAUCCUCUCACACCGUUCCCUGGAUUUUACCCUUGCUCAGAAACAGAGGACCCCACCGAAAGAGGAGACAGAAAACUUCACAAGGGACUACUCAGUAGGAAUAGUUUACCAACUCCACAGCUGAGGAGGAGCUCAGGAACUUCGAGUCUGCCCCCUGCUGAACCUCCUUCUUCAAGGUGGGAACGCAAUAAUGGCAAAAGGCCUCAUCAGGAAGUUGGUGUUUCAAGUCAAGGAAUCUACCUAAAUGGGCCUUUUAGUUCAAACCCACCUACAACCCCGAAGCAAAGGUCAGCAUCUAUAUCGCUAACUCAUCAUAUAGGUCUAAGAAGAGCUGGUGUUUUACCCAGCCUGAGUCCUGUGAAUUCUCCUGGCCAUGGACCACCACUGUCUCCUGGCUCUCUAACCAGUCGAUCACCUAUAGAAUUUCCAGAUACUGCUGAUUUUCUUACUAAGCCAAGUGUUACUUUACACAGAUCUCUGGGCAAUGUACCCACUUCACCAGAUUCUUAUCAACUUAGAAAUUCUGAUAGCAAUGUAUGUAACAGCUGUGGACAUCAAAUACUGAAAUAUGUUUCAACAUCUGAAUCAGAGUCUGGUACAGACUGCUGGAAUGGGAAAUUAGGUGAGGAAGACAACACCAAUUUGACAAAAGAAUCACUCAACCUUACAGAAGCUCAACAAGAAGUGGAAACAGAGAACGGAGAUGGCAGAAAAUUAAUUUUGGAAGGUGAUAAUCACCUAACAGAAGAGGCACAGGAUGAACAGCAACCAAAUACUGAACAGGAAGCAUCACUGGACCCAAUUUUAAUAGAAGAUUAUGAUUCAUUAAUAGAAAAGAUGAACAACUGGAAUUUUCAAAUUUUUGAACUUGUAGAAAAAAUGGGAGAGAAUUCAGGAAGAAUCCUCAGUCAGGUUAUGUAUACCUUAUUUCAAGACACUGGUUUAUUGGAAAUAUUUAACAUUCCCACUCUACAAUUCAUGAACUAUUUUCGUGCAUUAGAAAAUGGCUAUCGAGACAUUCCUUAUCACAAUCGUAUACACGCCACAGAUGUCCUACAUGCAGUUUGGUUUCUGACAACAAGGCCAAUUCCUGGCUUACAGCAAAUCCACGGUGAUCAUGGUACAGGAAACACAACAGAGUCUGAUGAUGGAACUAACCCUGGGCAGAUUGCUUACAUUUCUUCGAGGAGCUGCUCAAUUCCAGAUGAGAGCUAUGGCUGCCUGUCUUCAAACAUUCCUGCCUUGGAAUUGAUGGCUUUGUAUGUGGCAGCUGCCAUGCAUGAUUACGACCACCCAGGGCGGACAAAUGCAUUUCUGGUGGCUACAAAUGCCCCUCAGGCAGUUUUAUACAACGAUAGAUCUGUUCUGGAGAAUCAUCAUGCUGCAUCAGCUUGGAGCCUGUAUCUGUCUCGCCCAGAAUACAACUUCCUUCUUAAUCUUGAUCAUGUGGAAUUCAAGCGCUUUCGCUUUUUGGUCAUUGAAGCAAUCCUUGCCACAGACCUUAAGAAGCAUUUUGAUUUCCUUGCUGAAUUCAACGCCAAGGCCAAUGAUGUAAAUAGUAAUGGUAUAGAAUGGAGUAAUGAAAAUGACCGCCUCUUAGUGUGCCAGGUGUGCAUCAAACUGGCAGACAUCAAUGGCCCAGCAAAGAUUCGGAACCUGCAUUUGAAAUGGACAGAAGGCAUUGUCAAUGAAUUUUAUGAGCAGGGAGAUGAAGAAGCAAGCCUUGGUUUGCCCAUCAGUCCCUUUAUGGAUCGUUCUUCUCCUCAACUAGCCAAGCUCCAGGAGUCCUUCAUCACCCACAUCGUGGGUCCGCUGUGUAACUCCUACGAUGCUGCCGGUUUGCUCCCGGGCCAGUGGAUGGAAGCAGAAGAGGAGGAUGAGACUGAAAGUUGUUCUGAUGAGGAUGGUGAAGAAUUAGAUACCGAUGAUGAAGAAAUAGGAGACAAUCUGAAUCUUAAACCACAGGGAAGAAAGGGCAGACGGCAAAUAUUUUGUCAGCUAAUGCAUCACCUCACUGAAAACCACAAGAUAUGGAAGGAGAUGAUAGAGGAAGAAGAGAAAUGUAAAGCUGAUGGGAACAAGCUGCAGGUGGAGAAUUCUUCCUUACCUCAAGCAGAUGAGAUUCAGGUGAUCGAAGAAGCAGACGAAGAGGGAGAUGCAGUCUGAGUGAAACAAAGACGUAAUGAAGAGUCCCAAGGGCUGCGCCCGAGGGUUGGAAAUCAAUGCCUCGAGUUCACUGUGCUGACUUUGGACUGACCGUUCCCACGUGGACGGCCCGUCUUACUGUGAGGGGACCCUGCGGUGCCUGCAGUGUCCCGCUCUUACGCACUUUCACCCCAAACUAGGAAGCUGUCCCUAGAGCUUGGCUUCACCCUACUCAUGCCUAAAGCCUUUACUUAAUGCCUCACCGGUGUAGGAAUACUUUGUCACAAUACUGCUCUGUGGGUGGAAAGCACUAACUAUUCAUGAGGGAGAUCUAGAACUAAAAGUUCAAGUAACUUUUACUGCAGUUUCCAAAGUGGCCAGAACGUCUUGCUUUCAUUGAAAGUCCAAUUCACAUUGUAUUUUCAGACGUGUCCUUUAUGUAUUUGAAUGUUUUUUGGGGGGGAAAGUCUGUGCCUAUUUAAAAAGGAAUCCAGUGUCUCCUUUCCAAGGGAUCUGUUCAGUGCCAUAUGCUGUUGAGUGCUAUUUACCCAGCGAGACUUACCCACGGAGGACCAAGGGACCUUUGUUAUAUUUAACAAAAUUCACACGCAUCAAUUUCUGAUGCUUUUUACUGUUGUGUAUUAUUUACUGUGUGUGUUUUAUUUCUGUUCUUAGUGUUCAGAUUUGGCGUAGAAAUCAGAAGUCUGAAUUCUAGCCUUUUUGACUUUAUAUUCCAUGGUCAAAUUUUGUUUAGGUUUAACAAUGAAGGGAUUUUAUUCUUUAGUCAAAACUGUUCUCAUUUUACUCUUGCUCAGGAUUAGAAUUUUUAAACAUUCAAUUACUAUAACCCCAACACAUAUUUUCAAAAGAAAAAAAAAAAACUUUUUCCUAGUAUCGAUACUAACCUUUUACGAAAGGGAGCAUUAUUUUCUCUUGUCGUAGGAAAAAAUGAGACUAAUUAGAACCACAGAAAAGAUGUGUCUUUUGCCUUAAUGUAAACAAAAAUAAAAUGAGACUAUCUUGUCAAAGAUAAAGAACAAAAGAAAUAGUGUGAGCUCUGGAAGACACAUACAUUGCAUAAGUAAUUGGGAUAUGUACUUAUUUUUAUAUCUUAGGUGCCAUGUGUUUAGUUACUGUAAAACUAAUGUUCAUCUUUCUAUUAAUUUCUGUUUGCCUCAAGAUUACACGAGAGAAAUGACUUAUGACUACUCAAAACUUCUAGAGCCCAAUGCAAGUUGAAUUUCUGAUAUGAAGUAAAUGCUAAGAAUACUUAUGUGAUUUUUAUAUAACAGAUCUAAAUAUUUUAGUAAAUCAUUUCAUGCAAAAGCAUACUGCACAUUAUUAAGAUAACUGCAAAGAAAAUGGAACAUAUUUACAAUGUUUAUAAGCUUGUUAGUUUCUGUUAGGGUCCAGACUUGUACCCUAGCUGUAAAAGUUUUAAAGAUAUAAAGAGCAGAAUAACAUGGUAGACUAAUAUUUCUUAUUAUUCAUGGAGACCAUAUUAUAUUUUGGAUCGGUUUAGCUUUUGUAGGCAUUAAAAUCAUUAAUUUUCCAAGGUAAUUCCUUUUAAAAAAUGAUGUCAGCAGGCAAUUUCUUGGUUUUGUUGGUUUUGUAAUUGUUGGUUUACCUGAAAGAUACCAAUUUAAAAUCUAUGGAACUGUUGGAUGUUUUGAUCCUGUAGAAUAUAAUUUUUAAUGAAUCACUAAGCUUUAUUUAUUAGACAUGGUGAGUGCGGAGUGUCUCCUGCCACUUUUGCUUACCAUCGCCACCUCAUCUGUAAACUGGUCCCACAUUCCUAAGUAAUAAAAUUUAACUAAUUUAUUGAGUUUGCACUUGUAAUAUAUAUAUAUGUCUUGUGCUUUUCUUUCUCCAGAGUGCAUUUUGCAUCUCCAUAUCCCUGCUAUUGCAAAGUACAUAUAUUUGUGUAAAUUCACAUGCAGCAUGUAUGCAUAAUGAGACAAUCAAAUUUCCUUACUUUCUAUUUUAUUAAAAUUUUAUAUUGGGUUUAGUG
Pipistrellus kuhlii (Kuhl's pipistrelle) is the source of this 5784-nucleotide messenger RNA. It is a transcript of the gene PDE3B, whose product is annotated as phosphodiesterase 3B. The record is from RefSeq and is a predicted model, not a curated record. The transcript has 17 exons. Gene Ontology annotation, biological process: signal transduction. NCBI's taxonomy places the organism in Eukaryota, Metazoa, Chordata, Mammalia, Chiroptera, Vespertilionidae. Bases 360 to 3794 code for a protein of 1144 amino acids. Gene Ontology annotation, cellular component: membrane. Gene Ontology annotation, molecular function: 3',5'-cyclic-AMP phosphodiesterase activity; protein kinase B binding.